Molecule: messenger RNA, 11306 nt
Organism: Acanthopagrus latus (yellowfin seabream)
Lineage: Eukaryota; Metazoa; Chordata; Actinopteri; Spariformes; Sparidae
Gene: fasn
Product: fatty acid synthase
Exons: 42
Coding region: 506-8062 (2518 amino acids)
Biological process (GO): fatty acid biosynthetic process
Cellular component (GO): cytoplasm
Molecular function (GO): fatty acid synthase activity; phosphopantetheine binding; 3-oxoacyl-[acyl-carrier-protein] synthase activity
Source: RefSeq, a predicted model, not a curated record
UUUUUUAUUUUAUUAGGUUUGUCUGAUGCAGCUGCUCCCGUCUAGUCAUACGACGGCAGAGAGGAGACUCAGUUUUGAACUCCAGUAACCCUGUCUCAACGUUUUGGUUUUUUCUCUCCGUGACUACGAGGGCGUUCAGCGAAUUACCCCAUCACUGGCUGGAUCCGAGAGCUCUGCCUCUUUUCUCAUUGGACUGCGCGGCCAAGCCAAGCUGUCAGCCCAUGUGGCGUGGCCAGCAGAAUGUGAGACAUUUAAAUUCAAGAGGAAAAAAGGAGCUGAAGAAGCACGCAGGCUCACGUCAAGCCCACAGAGGAGGAAACGACAGUUGUCAGACGCGCAGUUAACAGUCGCAGGGACACCGCCGUGGACCACCGCAGGGAAGCUACCAGAUAUCGCUGAGAGAAAUACAUGUGAAAACAAAAAAGUGCGAACAUUUCACCAAGUGGUUCCGAAUCGUGAUUUUUCGGGGACGCCGGACCGGUUCUGGGAGAGACAGUAAUUCAUCAUGGAUGAAAUAGUUAUAGCAGGGAUAUCAGGCCGUUUGCCAGAGUCUAAUAACCUAGAGGAAUUCUGGGAAAACCUCAUCAGUGGUGUGGACAUGGUGACAGAGGACGACCGGCGGUGGACACCAGGUUUGUAUGGUCUUCCAAAGAGGAAUGGCAAACUGAAGGACAUCAGCCACUUUGACGCAGCCUUCUUUGGAGUCCACCCGAAACAGGCCAACACUAUGGAUCCCCAGCUCCGUCUCAUGCUUGAGAUUGCCUACGAGGCUAUUGUAGAUGGAGGACUGGACCCAUCCACACUGCGUGGCAGUAAGACGGGUGUCUACAUCGGGGUGAGUGGCUCUGAGGCUGGUGAAGCGUUCAGCAGAGAUCCAGAGGAGCUCCUGGGCUAUAGCAUGACUGGCUGCCAACGUGGCAUGUUGGCCAACAGACUCUCCUACUUCUUCGACUUCAACGGCCCCAGUGUUGCCAUUGACACAGCCUGCUCCUCCAGCUUGCUGGCUUUAGAAAAUGCCUUCCAUGCCAUUCGCCAAGGCCAAUGUGAUGCUGCUCUGGUGGGGGGAGUCAACCUGCUGCUCAAACCAAACACCUCAGUGCAGUUCAUGAAACUGGGCAUGCUCAGUCCUGAAGGGACUUGCAAAUCCUUUGACUCAUCAGGAAAUGGAUAUUGCCGUUCUGAGGCAGCAGUGGCAGUACUACUGACCAAGCAGUCGGUGGCUAAAAGGGUGUAUGCCACAGUGGUCAAUGCUGGCAACAACACAGAUGGAUACAAAGAGCAGGGUGUAACGUUUCCUUCAGGUGAGAUGCAGCAGAGGCUGGUUGGUUCUCUCUACCAGGAGGCAAAUAUAAUGCCAGAGCAGGUUGAAUAUAUUGAAGCCCAUGGCACAGGAACAAAGGUUGGCGACCCACAGGAAGUGAAUGGCAUCGUCAAUGUGUUUUGUCAGUCACAGCGAGAGCCUCUGCUUAUUGGCUCCACCAAGUCUAACAUGGGCCAUCCAGAACCAGCCUCUGGUAUGGCUGCCCUGGCCAAGGUGUUGCUUUCUUUGGAGAAAGGGGUCUGGGCGCCCAACCUGCACUUCAACAAUCCUAACCCAGACAUUCCCGCCCUCACUGAUGGUAGGGUUCAAGUUGUUGACCGGCCUACUACUAUUCAACGUGGCAUUGUAGGCAUCAACUCCUUUGGAUUUGGAGGUUCCAAUGUUCAUGUGAUCCUUCGUCCAGCUGAGAAAUCAGCUGAUGUGACUGCACCACCAAGGAUGGUUCCCAGAAUGCUUCAGGCUUGUGGCCGUACAGAGGCUGCAGUAAACACCAUGCUUCAAAAGGGGAAGGAGCACACUGCAGAUGACAACUUCUUGUCUUUGCUUAAUGAGGUGGCAGGAAUUCCUGCUGCCAGCAUGCCCUACAGGGGCUACACUCUGAUUGGCUCUCAGACAGAUGUCACUGAGGUGCAGCAGGUGCAGGCCACUGGCAGACCACUAUGGUACAUCUGUUCAGGUAUGGGAACACAAUGGGCUGGUAUGGGCCGCAGUCUCAUGCAACUGCCAGACUUCAGAGAGUCCAUCCUGCGGUCAGAUGCAGCCCUGAAGGACACUGGUCUGGUUGUGUCUCGCCUACUCAUGGAGGCAGAUGACUCCACUUUUGAAGAUACUGUUCAUUCCUUUGUUAGCCUCGCUGCAAUACAGAUAGCUGAGAUCGAUCUGCUCACUAAGCUGGGUCUGAAGCCUGAUGGCAUCAUAGGGCACUCGGUGGGGGAGCUGGCCUGUGGCUACGCUGAUGGUUCCCUUAGCCACAGUGAGGCUGUCCUUGCUGCCUACUGGAGAGGCAUCUGCAUCAAGGAGGCCAAACUUCCUCCUGGAGGAAUGGCUGCAGUUGGGUUGACUUGGAAGGAAUGCCUGACUCAGUGCCCUCAGGGAGUUGUCCCAGCUUGCCACAAUGCUGAGGACACUGUAACAAUCUCCGGUCCUCAGGACGCAAUUAGUAAAUUCGUGUCGGAGCUGAAAGAGCAGGGAGUGUUCGCAAAGGAGGUGCGCAGCGCUGGUGUAGCUUUCCACUCCUACUACAUGGCCUCCAUUGCCCCAACCUUGUUGGCUGCUCUGAAGAAGGUGAUAAAGGAGCCGCGGAAGCGUUCAUCCCGUUGGGUGAGCACCAGCAUCCCUAAGUCUGAGUGGGACUCUCCACUGGCUCUGUACAGCUCGGCUGACUACCACGUCAACAACCUCGUGAGCCCCGUGCUGUUCCAGGAGGCUCUCAGUCUGGUGCCAGAAAAUGCUGUGGUGGUGGAGAUAGCGCCUCAUGCUCUACUGCAGGCCAUCCUGAAGCGUGGCUUGAAGCCCACAUGUUCCAUCCUCCCCCUGAUGAAGAGAGGCCACACCAACAACCUUGAGUUCUUCCUCUCAAACAUUGGCAAAAUUUACAUGAAUGGCAUCAACGUGGAUGCUAACAAGCUCUAUCCAGAAGUGAAGUACCCUGUACCAGUUGGUACCCCUCUGAUCUCCCCCUUGGUGCAGUGGGACCAUGCCCAAACUUGGGAUGUCCCCAAGACAGAGGAUUUUCCCUCUGGCUCAGGAGGAUCUAAUUCUGCCACUGUCUAUAACAUCGACAUAAACCCAGAGUCUCCAGACUUUUACCUGAUUGGACACUGCAUCGAUGGGCGUGUCCUCUACCCGGCGACGGGUUACCUGGUGCUGGCCUGGCGUACCUUGGUGAGGAAUCUUGGGGUUGUCAUGGAAAAUACCCCUGUAACCUUUGAAGAUGUCACCAUCCAUAGGGCCACCAUCCUGCCAAAGACAGGCUCUGUCCAGUUGGAGGUGCGUCUCAUGCCUGCCACCAACAAGUUUGAGGUGUCAGAGAAUGGGAACCUGGCAGUUAGUGGUAAGGUGAGCAUUCUGGAGGACGCACCUCUCGAUUCGUUUCAUCAUCAGAUAAGGCAUCAAGCUGGCCACAACAGCGGUGACCCCAAGAUGAAGCUUGCAGCACGUGACAUCUACAAAGAGCUGCGACUGCGCGGCUAUGACUAUGGGAAGACCUUCCAAGGCAUCUUAGAGUCCAACAAUGCAGGUGACAGCGGGAAACUGCAGUGGACAGGAAACUGGGUGACCUUUCUGGACACCAUGCUGCAGAUGUCGGUGGUUGGACUGUCCGGCCGUAGUCUGCGAUUGCCAACAAGGAUCCGCUCAGUCUGUGUUGAUCCAGCUGUUCAUCUGGGGAUGGUCUAUGACUACACAGAUGGAAAACAAGCCACAGAUGUCCACAUAAACCGUUGCUUUGACUCCGUUGUUGCUGGGGGAGUCCAGAUCUGCGGACUGCAUGCUACUGUGGCACCCCGUCGGCAGCAGCAGCAGAGUCCCCCCACCCUGGAGGAGUUCGUGUUUGUUCCAUAUGUGAAGACAGACUGCCUCUCGGCCAAUGGGAAACUCUCAGAGCAGCUGAGACUUUGCAAAGGUUUAAUCUCCAGACUUCAGCAUAAACUGGCCCCUCAUGGUGUCAAGCUCUCCAUACCUGGACUACAAGGGGAAUCAGACGGCCCUCUUCCCAGUGCCGAGCCCUCUGAGCCCAGCCUGGUGCGCUUGCUGGCCCUGCUCUGCCGCCUGGAGCUCAAUGGGAACCUUCAGUCUGAGCUGGAACAAAUGGUGGAGAAGGAGAGGGUGUGUCUACUGCAGGACAGUCUGCUGCAGGGCCUUGUUGACAGUCCAGCCCUAAGACAUUGCCUGGACACCACCAUAGAAAACAGCAUGCCUGGCAAGAUCAAAGUCCUGGAGGCUCUCUCCAAUGAUGGCCAACUCUUCCCUCGUGUGGUCGCCCUCCUCAACAUCCAGCCCAUGCUACGUGUGGAUUACACUGCCACAGCGACCCGCCUGGAUCUUCUUACCCCCCAUCAGGCCACUUUGGAAGAGCUUGCAGUCACCUCAGCUCAGUGGGACCCACUGAUGGGCCCAGCUCCAGGAGGCAUAGGAGGGGCAGAUCUGGUGUUGUGUAACCACUCCUGGGGCCCUCUAAGGACAGAUCCUGGACUGCUGGUUACAAAUCUGGCUUCUGGAGCCAAACAAGGAGGCUUCAUACUCCUUCACACCCUGUUGAAGGGAGAGACUCUUGGGGAAACAGUUGCCUUCCUCUCCAGCACUGCCCAGAGCAGCAGCCAGCACCGAGGACUACUUACACAGACUGAAUGGGAGAAGGUGUUCUCUGAGGCCUCUCUUAACCUCGUAGCUGUCAGGAAGUCUUUCUAUGGCUCAGCCCUCUUUCUUUGUCGCUGUCCCUCUCCGAGUAAAAAGCCAGUCUUCCUACCUGUGGAAAGCACAGACUACAAGUGGGUGGAGACACUCAAGGCAACGAUGGUGGAGUCAUCAGACUGUCCAGUGUGGUUGACUGCUUCUCAGGCUCACUGUGGCAUUGUGGGAAUGGUCAACUGUCUACGGCAGGAACCAGGUGGCAACCGAAUACGCUGUGCGUUUGUGUCCAAUCUAAACAAGGCUUCAGAGGCACCAAGACUCCAGCCAGCUGAUAAGUCUUUGCAGAAGGUGCUUGAGGGUGAUCUGGUCAUGAAUGUGUUCAGAGAUGGACACUGGGGAGCCUUCAGGCACCAGCUCAUACCUUACGAUCUAAAGAAACAAAUGACAGAGCAGGCUUAUGUCAACGUGUUGACUCGAGGUGACCUGUCUUCCCUGUCCUGGAUUGCAUCCCCACUCAACCACUCUGAGACUAGCAACCCCAACUCGCAACUGUGUCGCGUCUACUACAGUUCACUCAACUUCAGAGAUAUAAUGCUGGCGACGGGCAAACUGCCACCAGAUGCUAUCCCAGGUGGCCUAUCUCUGCAGCAGUGCAUGUUGGGCAUGGAGUUUUCUGGUCAUGACCCUAGUGGUCGGCGUGUGAUGGGGCUACUAGCUGCCAAAGGCCUGGCAACAAGUGUGGCUGCUGACAAACGGUUCCUCUGGAAUGUUCCCUCUACCUGGACACUUGAGCAGGCAGCUUCAGUGCCAGUGGUCUACGCCACAGCCUACUACUCUCUGGUAGUUCGCGGCAGGCUGCGUCCUGGAGAGACUGUUCUUAUCCACUCUGGGUCAGGGGGAGUUGGUCAGGCUGCCAUUGCCAUAGCACUCAGUAGAAACUGUAGAGUCUUCACUACAGUCGGCUCAAAGGAGAAGCAAGCCUACCUGCAGGAGAGGUUCCCUCAGCUCUCAGCAGAAGCCUUCGCCAACUCCAGAGAUACCUCUUUUGAACAGCACGUUCUUCUCCACACACAGGGCAAAGGUGUGAAUGUGGUGCUGAACUCUUUGGCUGAGGAGAAGCUGCAGGCUAGUAUCCGCUGCCUAGCCAGACAUGGGCGAUUCCUGGAGAUCGGCAAAUACGACCUGUCCAACAACUCCCCACUGGGCAUGGCUCUGUUCCUGAAGAAUGUUGCUUUCCAUGGCAUCCUGCUGGAUGCUCUCUUUGAAGAGGGCAAUCAGGAGUGGGAGGAAGUGUACCAGCUGCUAAAGGAGGGCAUUGCACGCGGUGUAGUUCAGCCUCUUAAGACCACAGUGUUUGAGAGGGACCAAGUGGAGGAAGCAUUCCGAUACAUGGCUCAGGGCAAGCAUAUUGGCAAGGUUCUCCUGCAGGUCCGUUUGGAGGAGAAGGACUCAUCAGUCGACAGUGCUUCCCCUUUUUCUAUUCCAGCUAUCUGUCGCACCUUCUGCCGUUCCUCCCACUCCUACAUCAUCACUGGUGGGCUGGGGGGAUUUGGUCUGGAGCUUGCACAGUGGCUGACAGAGAGAGGAGCGCGCAAACUAGUGCUAACUUCCAGAUCAGGGAUCAGGAAUGGUUACCAGGCAAAGCGGGUGCAUGAAUGGCAGAGUCAAGAUGUGGAAGUGCUAGUGUCGACCAAUGAUGUGAGCACACUGGAGGGAGCAGAGCGACUCAUCGCUGAGGCCAGCGCACUGGGCCCAGUGGGCGGUGUCUUCCACCUAGCCAUGGUGCUGAAAGAUGGAAUGCUGGAGAAUCUGACUCCUCAGCUCUUCCUUGAUGUUAACAAACCUAAAUAUGAUGGAACCAUAAACCUGGACAAAGUGACAAGAAAGAUGUGCCCGGACCUCAGCUACUUUGUGGCCUUCUCCUCCGUCAGCUGUGGCCGUGGAAAUGCCGGCCAAAGUAACUACGGUUACGCCAACUCAGCCAUGGAGCGUGUGUGUGAAAAGCGUCGCUACGAUGGCUUACCUGGACUGGCAGUUCAGUGGGGUGCCAUUGGAGACGUAGGUGUGGUCCUGGAGAAUAUGGGUGACAAUGAAACAGUGAUUGGUGGCACCCUACCACAGCGCAUCUCAUCCUGCCUGGAUGUGCUCGACCGCUUCCUCUGCCAGCAGCAGCCAGUGAUGUCAAGCUUUGUACUGGCAGAGAGGACGGUGGUGAAGAGCGAGGCAGGAAGCCAGAGAAACUUGGUGGAUGCUGUAGCUCACAUCCUGGGUGUACGAGAUGUGAACAGCCUGAAUGCUGAUGCCUCAUUGGCUGACCUGGGCCUGGACUCCUUGAUGGGUGUGGAGGUCCGCCAGACUCUGGAGCGUGACUAUGACAUCGUCAUGGCUAUGAGAGAGAUCCGCCAGCUCACCAUCAACAAGCUGCAAGAGCUGGCCACUAGCAAACCAGGCGGAUCAAAUGAAUCUCACCAAGCUACAAGUAAGAGGGAUGGCAUUCACUCUCUGUUGGAGUCUGAUCUGACCCAGCUGUUAGUCAACCCCAGUGAUCCCACGGUGAUGCCACUGAACAAGGUUCAGAGCCAAGAGAGGCCGUUGUUCCUGGUCCAUCCCAUUGAGGGCUCCAUUGCCGCCUUUAAAACGCUCGCUUUCAAGCUUAGCGUGCCUUGCUACGGCUUGCAGUGCACAAAAGCUGCCCCUCUGGACAGCAUCCAGUCCCUUGCAGCCUACUAUGUGAACUGUAUCAAACAGGUUCAGCCAGAUGGGCCUUAUCGAAUAGCUGGCUACUCCUUCGGUGCCUGUGUUGCAUUUGAAAUGUGCUUGCAGCUUCAAACCCAGAAUCGGCCAGUGGAGUAUCUCUUUCUGUUUGACGGAUCACACUCCUAUGUGGCAGCAUACACACAGACCUACAGGGCCAAGCUGACACCAGGUAAAGAGUCUGAGGCUGAAACUGAAGCCCUGUGUGCCUUCAUCCAGCAGUUCACUGGCAUCGAGUACAACAAGCUCCUGGAGACUCUCCUCCCUCUGUCGGACCUGGCAGCCCGCGUCAACAUUGCGGUGGACCUGAUCACCUCUAGCCACAAGAACAUCAACCGAGACUUACUGCACUUCGCAGCCAGCACCUUCUACUACAAGCUGAAGGCUGCCGAUGGCUAUGUGCCUGCGACGAAAUACCAUGGCAAUGUCACACUACUGCGUGCCAAAACCAGCAGUGAUUAUGAACAAAACCUAGGAGCUGACUACAAACUCAAUGAGGUAUGUGAUGGCAAGGUGUCAGUCCAAGUCAUUGAAGGAGACCACCGCACCUUCCUGGAAGGAGAGGGAGUGGAGUCUAUCAGCAGCAUCAUCCACAGCUCACUGGCUGAGCCACGUGUCACGGCAAAGGAGGGCUAGACGCGUUCCAUCUUCCCACCAAGUCUAAAACAUCCCCAGAAUGGGUCUCUUCCUCUAACUAAGUUAGGAUGUGUGGGUUUACCUUUGUUUUAUUCAGUGAGAAUAACACAGUAAGUCUUUUGACACAGCAUGUUUACUGUCUGUGCCAUUUUGCCCCAGUAUCGAAAAUGCUCCUUAUUCCUCAUUGCACCUUCUCAAAGCUCAUUUUUCAGUUCCACUUUGGACACUUCAGUGUCACUGUCUCAAAACCUGUUGGAACCCUUGGCUGUUACAUUCCCAUUUGGUGAAUAAAAUGGGCUGUCAGUUUUUAUAGUAUGUGUAAUUUGCUUAAAGUUAUGUCUCAUUAUGUUGUCAUGUUUCAUUUAGCCUUUUUUUUUGGAUUGUAGUACGGAUGCCAAGUUUCAGGAAUUUCUCUAAUCAGAAGUCAGCUAUACAGUAACCAAUUAUUGAUCAUUAAUUAGGAUUAUAUCAAAUUUAACAUCUGUGGUUUUCUUUAAUAAGGGUUUUAUUAAUUAUUUUCGCCAUAGCACCAAGGACAUGAAAACAACUUUUGAAUUAUGAAUUACACAACAUAAAAUAAUUCAUCAGUAGAAUAUCCUGUGUGUGCAUACUGUCAAGUAUUCAUUAAACGAUCAAGCAAAAUUCAAGUUAACAAUUUGUAUGCACAUUCUGUGCAAUGUAGCUAGUCCAGCUACUUAAAGCGAUAGUGCGGGUCUUGUGAUGUGCGGUUGCAUGAGGUACUUAACCCCUGUCAGUGUGUUACCUGCUGUAGAUGACUGCUCCCCCCUGUGUGGAGAGGCAGUGCGUAGAAUCGGCAGGGAAGCAGAGCACUGUACUGCUAAACGGCACCGACAGCGAGAUGUAUUUUAACCACCUAAAAUGUUUCUAGACAUGUACUAUAUACAUAUAUGUACUUCUCAAAUCAAAACAACUGUUACGUAAUCAAGCCUAGCAUAGCAUGAAAGACUGGUUCUAUGUUGAGCUAAGUCAUAGAGUGGUGUAAUAAUGAGUCCUAAAACCUGGAAAUCACUUAGCAGUUUUGCACUCCCUGUUCCCUCAUCUCAAAGUUAGUUUUUUUAAUUUUUUUUAUGGAGUUUGGUUAGAUCCCUAAAAUAUACAGUCUGUGGUGACCACAGUCUUAAAAUAUGUUCACGUUUUUGUUCUACCACAUAAAAGACAUCAUUAAAUGUCCCACAAUUGAGAAAGUGCUUGUGUGUCUUAAAACGUCAUCACACUGAACAUGGACACUCAUCAACUCGCUAUCCUGCGUUACAGGCAGACUUAAGUUAUAGACUAUUCUAACUCUAAUUUAACACUUGUAGAUUUAUUUGAAGCUUCAAAAAUCAUAGAAGUAGUGCAUAUCUGUGAAGAAGUAGUGCUUAUUUGUGACAAUAAUCCAAAAUCAAAUUUAAAAAAAUCUCAUAGGCGAGGGAACCGGGUGAUGGUAAUGAUCACCCCUACACCAAUCUAUACCAAAUCAGCUGCCUUGUAUGUUUUUAAUACAGCCCUGUCUGGCUGCCAAAGGCUGUUUCAUAAUUGUACUCUAUAAUGCAUGUUUACAUGUUUGAAAGUGAACUUUAUAGAGGUCAUAUUAUACUUUUUGGCAUAAUUUGGCAAAUGGCUGUACCAUAGCCAUGCUUACUGCUUCCUGUAGCUGCUUUAGUUUGGAUCGCACUAACUUCCUUGGCAUGACCCGCCCUACUCUUCCUCUGAUCAGCUACAACUAACAUUAAUGUGCGUGUGCAACUCUCAUCAAAGACUGUACAGAGGUGAGAUGUCUUACUCUGUAGCUAAAACAGAGCGUUCGAGACGCAGUGUGCAAAGGAGUGCUGAAGCAAUUCACCGUAUGAGAAAAAUAAUGUCUCUUUUUUUUUUAAAUUUUAAAGUUAAAAAGUAAACCAAUACUAAUAGGACCCCGAAAUAAAAGUAUGAACCUGGAAAUUAGCGUAAUAUGAACUCUUUAAAUGCUUUCACUGUACAAGCUUUGGUCAUGUAUGGCUUCUUCUUUACUGUGUGCACACAAACCUGUUAUACUGCCAUGUUAAAAUUCCUGAAGUGAAGUUUGACCAAUUAUGACUGGUAAUGUGACCAUUAGGAGAUAGUAAUUUUUUUAUUGUCUUUUUUUUUUUUAUCUUGUCUAAAAGAAAUUUGUUUACCUAUGUGUCAGCAGAAAAGCACAUUUUGUUGUUUUUUGUUGUUUUAGUUUUUUUUUGUUGUUGUUGUUAUUGCCAUGAAGCAAAGUAGCGACUGCUAAGACUGUUACUCUUGUCAUACCAAACCAAAACUCUUGUAACGGAAAGCCACUUAAAACUCAACACAAAUUAUUGUAUUCAUGUGAUGCAGACAGUCACAAGUACAAUAUGUCCGCAAGAUUUUUUUUGGGAAUGUGUAAUAAUUAAGAGUAAUACUACAGCAUACACACUGGGUGACCUGAUACAGUUACUGAUGUAUAGAUCUACAAAUGGUUUUGACAGGAUAUGGUGAAAAGACAAUUUUAAAUUCGUAGUGUAUUCACACAGGGUUAUUUAUACUUCUGAAUGAAAUGCCCCCUAUGUCCUUAUUCUUAGGAAAUAUAAUUAUGACGCAUGUGACCUUGCACCUAUCAACGUGAAGCACUUCCAGAUGUUAAUCGCCUGCUGGCAAGUAUCCAGUGGUAAUGGACGGUCAUCCACCACCAACAGUAAUAAUUACACUGUUAUAAUUAAUACUAACAGUUUUUUUUUUUAUCUUUAUCCUCCUGUCAGAUAAAAUGUAUAGAAAAUGAAGAUGUUGCAUUCGCCAGACAGAUGACUUGUUAGAGCAACAAGGAACUGUGAUCAUACUGGGCUUAGGAAUUAAUGCCAGCACAUUGUUGAGUUUAUAUGUUGCUCUGUUCCACAAGGAAUGAAAGACUUCUGUACUAGUUCUUGUUCUGCUGGCAAGAGUGUCACUGUAUUUUUGAUAGAACUGUAGUGAUGUACUGACCUUUUGAUUGAAGGGCAGUGUCCUCCCAAACCUGUCUGACUCCCAUGAACCUCGCGUGGUUUCAUGACCCCCCCCAGCAAGGUCCAGUCCAACCACACAACAGCCAGCCCGAUCUCUGAGACCUCUAACCUGGUCUAUGAAGGGACAGCUGGCUGGACGCAAGUGUGGUGAUUGAUUGCAGUGAAAAGGAGAAUGAAGUGACAGUUUUGUGUGCUCCUCUCGUAUAUUGUAAUAUUUCUAGUAUGUGUUGCUACAACUAAUAAAAUCCUCUAGCUAAUCA